Actinia tenebrosa (Australian red waratah sea anemone) is the source of this 635-nucleotide messenger RNA. Its product is annotated as riboflavin-binding protein-like. Gene Ontology annotation, molecular function: signaling receptor activity. Lineage: Eukaryota; Metazoa; Cnidaria; Anthozoa; Actiniaria; Actiniidae. The record is from RefSeq and is a predicted model, not a curated record. Gene Ontology annotation, cellular component: external side of plasma membrane.
UCUGCCAUGCSAAGACACGACCUGAAGUGUCUCGACGGCAUUCAUCACAAGAUGUAUCCUUCACCAGAGAGAUCUGGCUUUGCGGCUUGUUUUCCUUGGCAAAACAAAUCUUGCUGUUCGCCAGACGUGACUGUGAAUCUAGUGGAACGUGGCAAGAAAGAUGUAUUGCACUUUGACUGGGACUACUGUGGUGGUUUAAGCGAGGAAUGCAAAGCCAUUAUGAUCAACCACGAAURUCUUUACUUUUGUGAUCCAAACCUCGUGAAAUGGGAGAUAAAUGGUGGUUUUGGUCCGAGAAGUACCCAUUUGCAGUAAUACCUGCGACCAAUGGUUUGAGGCCUGCAAGAAUGACAAAACUUACUCUGACAACUGGCUGGAGGAAUACUUCUUGCACCACAAUGACAAGGGUCCUAUAAAACCUGACAGACCUUGUCGCACCUUUGCCGAGGUUUUUAAAAAUGGAGAAGGAUUGUGUAACCAGAUUUAUGGACAAUGCUUCAAAUAUGAAAGGUCUUCCAACUGCAUGGUGUUUGAUUUCAAAGGCGAAAAUCCAAACGACAAAGUAGUGCCACGUUCUUCGCCAUAGAUUUAAACAAGAAUUAACGCUARCAAUAGGCUCGAAUAUGAAGCGUCAU